Messenger RNA from Mobula hypostoma (lesser devil ray), 10093 nucleotides. Its product is annotated as aryl hydrocarbon receptor nuclear translocator-like. The coding region runs from base 244 to 2430 and encodes 728 amino acids. NCBI's taxonomy places the organism in Eukaryota, Metazoa, Chordata, Chondrichthyes, Myliobatiformes, Myliobatidae. Gene Ontology annotation, molecular function: DNA-binding transcription factor activity, RNA polymerase II-specific; protein dimerization activity; RNA polymerase II cis-regulatory region sequence-specific DNA binding. The record is from RefSeq and is a predicted model, not a curated record. Gene Ontology annotation, cellular component: cytoplasm; nucleus; aryl hydrocarbon receptor complex. The transcript has 20 exons. Gene Ontology annotation, biological process: regulation of transcription by RNA polymerase II.
ACGCAGGGGAGGGAAUCCCAGCAGGUUUGGUUGCGCGGUAGCGAAGGCCUCCAUUUUGUCGAAGUUUUCUCGCGUCCCCGAGUUUGUCCCCACCGUUCAGCCCCACGCCCAGACCGACCCUCCGGUAGUCGAGCGCGGCAGACCCCAGAGGAGCACCAGCCGCCCUUGCGUUGGCGGCGGAUGUACCGGCGGCCGGAGGUCGAGGAGAGGAGGAGGAGGCGACGACCGCCGCUUCGUUGAUCUAUGGCCACAGCUGUAAACCCAGUUGUAGAAAUGGCUUCAGAGAUUGGAGGACCUCUGGGCGUGUCUGCGGCUGGGAAUGCUGGAGCAACAACACAGCCUCCGUCUGGUGGCGGCAUCAUGUCUCGGGCACCCAAGAGACGCCCGGGGCUGGAUUUCGAUGAUGAUGACGAUGGUGAAGGAAGCAGCAAGUUCCCCAGGUGCGAUGAUGAUCAAGGGCCCAAUGACAAAGAGAGAUUUGCAAGGGAAAACCACAGUGAGAUCGAACGACGCCGGCGGAACAAGAUGACGGCGUACAUCACGGAGCUAUCAGACAUGGUGCCCACCUGCAGCGCCCUGGCCCGUAAGCCAGACAAGCUGACGAUCCUGCGCAUGGCCGUGUCCCACAUGAAGUCGCUGCGGGGAACAGGCAACACCUCAGUCGAUGGCACUUACAAACCCUCCUUCCUCACGGACCAGGAGCUGAAACACCUGAUCCUGGAAGCAGCGGAUGGAUUCCUCUUCGUGGUGGCGUGCGAGACAGGAAAGAUAAUCUACGUGUCAGACUCGGUCACCCCAGUCCUCAAUCAGCCUCAGUCAGAGUGGUUCGGCAACACCCUGUACAGCCAGGUCCACCCGGAUGACGUGGAGAAGCUGCGGGAACAGCUCUCCACCAAUGAGAAUGCGAUGACAGGUCGAAUUUUGGAUCUGAAAACUGGCACUGUGAAGAAGGAAGGCCAGCAGUCCUCCAUGAGGAUGUGUAUGGGCUCUCGCCGUUCGUUCAUCUGCAGAGUCAGAUGUGGAAAUGCCAGUGUGGAUUCUGGGUCCAUGAGUAGGCUUACCUACCUGAGGAACCGAUACAGGAAUGGGCUGGGACCUGUGAAGGAAGGGGACCCUCAGUAUGUUGUGGUACAUUGUACAGGUUACAUCAAGGCUUGGCCUCCGGCAGGUGUGACGUUACCAGACGAUGAACCAGACGGGGGACAGGGAAACAAGUUCUGUCUGGUGGCUAUUGGCCGACUACAGGUUACCAGCUCGCCCAGCUGCAUAGACAUGAAAGGUAACAGCCUCCCCACCGAGUUCCUAUCCCGGCACAGUCCCAACGGCGCCUUCACAUUCGUCGACCACCGCUGUCUGGGAACCAUUGGCUACCAGCCCCAGGAGUUGCUUGGGAAAGAUAUUGUGGAAUUUGCCCAUCCUGAAGAUAAAGGGCUUCUGCGAGACAGUUUUCAGCAGGUGAUCUCACUGAAGGGGCAGGUGCUGUCGGUCAUGUUCCGGUUCCAGACCAAGAGCCGUGAGUGGGUGGUGAUCAGGACGAGCUGUUUCACCUUCCAGAACCCGUACUCCGAUGACAUCGAGUACAUUGUCUGCACGAACACCAAUGUCAAGCAUUUGCAGCAGACGCCUGCCCUUUCAGGACAAGAAGAGCUUGCCUAUGAUCACUCACAGGUUGGUGUGCAGACUCCUGCUACAGAACACACAAAGCCCAUCAGCAAAACGGAGCCGCUGUACAGCAGGGAGACGGACACUCGAUAUGCUGAGAUCUACUCUGGCAUCGCCUCAGCUGACCAGAACAAGGCAAUGUCAUCCACCCCAGCGGCUGCAAACCAGCAGAUCUACCAACAGGGUUCCUCCUUCCCAUCAAACCGUCCAGCGCAGAACUUCAGCAGCGCUGGACUCACUCCCUCCGUGAACGUGGUGCCACAGCCAGCCUCAGCGGGACAGAUCCUGGCCCAGAUCUCUCGGCAGUCGGCCAGCAGCCAGGUCACUGGCAACGCCUGGAGUGGAAACCGACCUCCGUUUCCAGCACAGCAGAUGGGAGCGCAGGGAGCCAAGACUCAGUCGCCUCCAUUUGGAAUGGGUGCUGGUCAUAACUUUACAGCCAACACUGCUUCCUUCAGCCCCCUGGCCAGUCCUGUGGCCACAUCGUCAGCUGGGGGUACUGCCUACCCAUCUCUCACCAGCCGCACCCCUGGUUUCGCUGAGACCGGGCAGACAAGCACACAGUUCCAGGGCCGACCUGCAGAGGGAGCCUCAGUGUGGCCACAGUGGCAGGGGCAGCAUCAUGCACAGACAUCUGCAGAGCAGCACCAGACUCAAAGCCAGCCCGAGGUCUUUCAGGAUAUGCUGUCCAUCUACGAAGAACAAGGCACCACUUACAACAGCGACGAGUUCUCCGAGCUCCCCAUGUUCCCACCGUUCUCGGAGUAGUCCCAAACAACCAGAGGGGGAAGUCAGUCUCGUCUGUUUUGUUUUCUUCUCGCUCAGCACACCCACUCUCUGCCCAUCUCAACAAAAGUGUUGUGUGCGCGCGUGUGUAACUGUGUGCUCGAAAGUACCUCGGUAAAAUUCUACCUGCCCUGGACUCUGGGCGAUUCGUCGUCAGUGUUGAGCUGUCAUAACUGCUCCCCUUUGUGCUUUUGUGGACUUUUCGCUCUGAACAGGGAGAAACAUCUUGGGAGAAGUCCUAGGGUCUGUCUCUGCCCACGGUCCCACAGAGAUGGUGUAUCUCCCACCAUCUUCAGCCCAAUGGCUGGUGCCAUUUGCACAAUGCCUCCUUAAUCUCCAGUUGUUGCAGUGGGUGAGAGCUUGCUUAGCCACUGAGGGCAGUCAACUCACUGGGCUAAAUGGCCUAUUUCUGCUCCUAUGUAAAUGCAAACAGACUUGUUCCACUGAAGUUGUCUGAGACUACAACCAGAGGUCAUGGGUUAAGGGUGAAAGUGAAAUGUUUAAGGGCAACACUUCACUCAUAGGGUGGUGAGAGUGUGGAUUGAACUGCCAGUGGAGUAGUGGAUGUGGGUUCAAUUUCAACAUUCAAAAGAAAUGGAUGAAAGGGAUAUGAAGGUGCAAGCGAUGUACUAGAUGGCCAAAAGGGCCUGUUUCUGUGCUGUAUGACUCAGUCUUAUUGUCCACUUUUGCCCCAGGACUCUUGAAGCAUGGAAGAUCCAGAGGUAUUUACAAGGGGUCCUCACACUCUACACCAGCAGGUUUGAGUUCCAUCUGGUUAAAGCCCAUCAGUUUGACAUCCGAUGGAGAUAUUCUCCACUGUCUCACUGCUCCCCAGACCACCCCUCCCCCGCCCGGCAGCCCCACAAGGGAACUGUGGGGGUGGGGGGGGCAUUGCAGUUGUACAGUAGGUAGAACCUCACCACCGAGGACCCAGGUUCGAUCCUGACUCCUGCCUGUGGAGUUUGCACUCUCUCUCUCUCUCUCCCUCUCCCUCCCUGGGACCAUGCCAGUGCUCGUUUCCUCCCGCAUCCCAGGUCAAUUGGAACCCAAGUGUGUGAGUUACAAUAAGAUCUCGGUUUGGAGGUGGGAGUGCAAGUGAAUCAGCACAGAUUCAAUGGGCUGAAGGGCCUACUGUGACUGGAGGGCCUUGUAUGGUGGGUGUUCAACAAGAUCCACUCACCUCUCCUCUCUGUAUAACAUCCACAGGAUGCACAAUAGCCCACUGAAGUUCUGAUGCCAGUUGCACCCAGGCAGGAACACACAAUAUAGCCCAGGAGAGCACACUACAGGUCUUCGGCACACCGUUUAUAACCUUCUCCAAGAUCAAUCUGACCCUUCCUUCCCAUGAGCCCCUCCAUUUUUCUAUCAAUCCUGUGCCUAUCUUAGAGUCCCCUAAAUGCCCCAAUGCAUCUGCCUCUACCGCCUCCCCUGGCAGGACGCUCCACACACCCAUUCUGUGUAUUUAUAUUUGUUAAAAAUCCUACCUCUGACAUCCCUCCUAUACUUUCCUCCAGUCAUGUUAAAACUCUGCUCCCUGGUAUUAGCAAUUUCUGCCCUGGGAAGAACCUCUGGCUAUCCACUCGAGCUAUGUCUCAUUGCAGAAGGAAGGAAACAGUGACUAACCCCAGCCAGGCGCGUUGGUGGGUUCGCUGUUAGACAUCGAGUCAGAUCCCAAACUUGUGACCAGCAAACAGCAUCCAUUGGCCCCACCUACCUGAGGGGUGAGUGGUAAACGCUACCACCCCACGUCCCGAUGGAUUUGCGUUCAGAGAUAGUCCUGUGCUUUUCAGGUUGAGAAGUGGUGGGCUGACGUCUGAAGGGUUCUCAUGAGCCAUAAGGAUCUGUAGGUCAUGCCAGGAUUCCCUCAGGUAGCUGGAAGUGGGUACGAUAAUACAUUGCUGGCAUCAGUACGUCUUUACCACAACCCUCUGCUUCCCCUGCUCACCUUUGCCCGCCUGCUUCACAGGUAAUCUACAGUUCAGGCAGGCCGCAUGAAUCAACUCCCCAGCUCCCGCUGCACUGAAGGCGAGAUGGUGUGGGUGCCUGUGAAUCUUGCACAGAAUUGAAAGAAGUUUUUUUUAAACACGAGAUUCUGCAGAUGCUGAGCAACACACACAAGAUACUGGAGGAACUCAGUCAGGCAGCGUCAAUGGACAAGAAUAAAUAGUCACCAUUUAUGGAUGUUGGCUUACCUGCUGAGUUCUUCCAGCACUUUGUGUGUGUCGAGAGACACUUUUGUUUGACAGGGUGGAAGGGGGUUACGACUUCCCAAAUUCUCAAACAUUAUGAUUUGUUUCCUAAUUCUUCACCAUAUGUGAUUGCCAGCAUUUAUUGUCUCUCCCUGCUUGCCCCUAAAGCCUGAUUUAUACUUCUGCCUUAACUCGACGCCGUAACCAACGCAAGUGGCCUGUGCGCGUUGUGAGCAUUUAUACUUGUGCGUUGGUGUGUCUGUGUUGCUCUGCAAUUCGUGCAUGUCACGCAUGCGCACACACCUGCCCACGCAAGGCUUCAUGGUCAUGGUAGUCUUUCUCGGGGUAAAAAAGAAGCAAGCGUCUUCUUUCGUAAAAGCGAAAUGUGUCCUCCUUAAUUUUGGAGGUCUGUAAAGCUUUAUGGAAAGCAAUGCAGCCAGAGUUCCUUCCCUGCCCUUCAGUCGCCCAAUGGGAAGCUAUUGCAGCGUAGGAUGAAAUGUGAUGCUACCAAGCGGACCAAUCACAGCUGUUGUGUUCUGCAUUGCCGCGAUGCGUGGUUACAUUUUGGGGGAGGUGCGCAUCGCAGCAAUGCAGGCUCUCACUUUGCGGCGACGCGUUGACACAGAGGUAUAAAUCAGGCUUAAGAUUGGCCACAUGGAUGGCUUUGUACUCAUUUGGGGCUCACAGAACUCCCUCAAUCAGCAUUUCACAGUUCCUGAAAUACCAAAUUUUCAUUGAAGCACCAAUAAUCCACUCUCCACAUUGUGCAGGUGAUUUGCUAUCUGGCUUACUGAAGCCAGAGACUCACCUAGUUUGGUUUCCCACACUCUCUUCAGACUUUGAGACCUUGUUUCUUGCAUUCCCAGUACAAUGGAAAUUUCAUUUACAGUGAAUCAGAAUCAGGUUUAUUAUCAUUGACAUAUGUUGUAAAAUUUGUUGUUUUGCAACUGCAGUACAGAUCAAUCAAUACCCAAGUUUAAAAAAAUUUUUUAACACAAGAUUCUGUAGAUACUGGAAAUCCAGAGUAACAUACAAGAUGCCGGAGGAAUUCAGCAGGUUAGGCAGCAUCUUUGGCAGGGAAUAAACAGUUGAUGUUUCAGGCCAAGAACUUUCAUCAGGACCCUGAAAGUCACAAUAAGAUAUAUAUAUUCAUAUUCAAUAAAAAACAAAAUAAUGACAUUGUGUUCAUUGUCCUUUCAGAAAUCUAAUGGUGGAGGGGGACGAAGCUCCUUUUAAACUAUUCUCAGGCUCCUGUACCACCUCUUUAAAGGAGGUAAUGAGAAGUGCAACAUCCUUUAUCUUAAAAAUAAUUAGACUGUUGGAAGAGAAAUAACAUCCAACAAGACCAAAACUUUGCUGAUCCAACACCACCAAAACCCCUCGCGUUUCAGAGUACCAGAGUUCUGCUACAUUUCAUCAGGUGAAUGGAAUUAAAUUCCCCAGGUGUGCUGGAGGGGUUUGAACCGACGUCACCAGAUGAGUAGAUCAGAAUUCUGGUUUCUGGUCCAGUGGUUUAGCUACUGCACCACCAAACCACACAGAAACUCAGCCUGCUCCCUUGUGGGUUCGAGAAGGUGACAUCCAUCAUUACGACCCUCAUCACCCAGGGCAUGUUCUCUUCUCAUUGCUACUAUUAAGGAGACACAGGAGCCUGAAAUCACGCUUAAUGUUUCAGAUACAGCUUCUUCCACUCUGCCAUCAGAUUUCUGGAUGGGUAAUGAAUACGUGAACAUUCACUAUUUUUCCCUCUCUUUUUGCACUAUAUCAGAUGUCAAAAAGAUGUAGUGCUAAAUGUAAUUUAUAGUUUUUUAUUAUGCAUUGCAUUGUACUGCUGCCGCAAAUACCAGUGAUAUUAAAGCUGAUUCUGAAAUGAGGCCACGCACCUCUUAACUGAAGGAUUCCGAAGCCGGGUAGCUGGGUUUUAUUUUGUUUCAACCUUCGUGCGAUACAGAACCUGUUCAAUAGUUUUUAAUCACAAAAUGUAAUUCUGCAUAGGUGGCAUGUUCACUUCUAUACCAGCCUUGAGAGUUUUCAUAUGUUUGCAGUUCAACAGUGUUUUCCCUUGGGUGUGUGUAUGUAUAUGUAUGUGUGUUAUUUUUUUAAUGUUGUAACAUAGAUCUAUAUUGAACUCGUGAAUAGCCCAGAAGUUGAUUGACCCAGUCUUUCUUUAAUCCCUUUUUAAAAAAAAAUCAUUGUAAUUCACUUUUUUUUCGGGCUGUUUUGUAAAUAAGUAUUGGUUGGGUGGGAGGGAAAUAGGAAAUGGGGACAUUUUAAGUAACUUUUUAUGAAAAUUGUACAUAUAUAUAUGUGUGAUAUAUAUAGUUUUAAUGUGACGCGGUAUUGGUCAUAGCAGCCGAGGAGGAAAUGGUUGUGUGUUUUGUUGAGGUGGUGAUGCGAUUUUGGUGCAGCCACUGUGCGCACCCAGUGACUAGUUAAAUAAAUUCACUCUGAUAGGGUGUCACGGCUGCUGUGGUAAGAGGGCUGUAAUUCAGGGCUGGUGCCCAGGAGCAGUGCUAGACUGAGUGCCCUAAAUUGGCCCGACAGAGUCCGCUGUCUCUCCCUUUCCUCCCUGGGUAGCACCACGCACUGUUGAGAUGUGUGCUGUCCAUCUCUGGAGUGUGCACUAGUCACUGGUGCCAUUUCCUUCCACCAGCAUCAGCAGGGUCCCUUAUCCCUCACCACCCUUCCUCUAAUGUCCCCAGCACUGGGAUUUUUGGUAGCUGUCAGUUCCGAAGUUCACAGGACUGAACUGGGGCUUAUGGACCAUCUCCCCUUCAGUUUUAAUCUUGCUGGUAAACAUUGUCAAGGAAACAUCUACGUUUAAACCCUCACAGCAAAUCUGCCUCUUAAUUAUGAUUCAGGUCAGAACAGCACACAUAUUCCUUUGGUAAAUUUUGUCAGCAGACUUUCUGUGUUUAAACCCUCACUGUGAAUCUGUUCCUGAAUUACAGCUCAAAUCAGGACAGCAUACAAAUACUUUCAUACAAUAGUGGUGUUUCUCAACGAAGUCUGUUUAUUUGGGCCCUGUUAUAGUAUACACAGAGACUACACGAUCCAGCAGUUCACGUCCCAGUGCAGAUUUCACAAACUCAUUACUACUUCAUGUUGGAUCUUGCAGGGGUUGCUUCUAACACCCUGGCAAAUGGCACUUUGCUUCCUUUACUAGACACUAGUUUCCGCUAUUCCCCUUACAGUCAGCGAUUCUUGUCCUUCUGACCUGAAUCGGGUGACCAGACACCAGUUUCUGCUGGUCUCCCUGCAGUCAGUGAUCUGAAUUACCAUGUUGUCCUUCUGUCCUGACGCAAGUAAUCUCAUCAUCUGUCAUCCUGCACCCAAGCUCUAUUCUAAAUGUCAUCGCCAAUUAACGGGACUCUGAAAACCUGCACUCAUUCCUCCGUCACACUAUUCACUUUUGCACAAGGAGAACAGCCUGGCCCCCUGUCACCAGACUGUUCUAAAGUUAGAACAAAGAAAUGCCAUUUUUAUACAGAAAUUGACUAGUUGGAUACUGAUGUUGACCAAUUGGUAACCUUGUUCAAAUUCCUUCUUUGCAUAAUUAAUCACCAAUCACACAACAGUAGUACAGGUUUUAAUAGCCAGUAGAAUCUACUUGCUUGUCAUUCAACUACAUGAAAGUCUAUGAAUACAGCCAAACAAAACAGUAUUACUGGGGCAAAACAGAGUACCAACAGUCAUACACAGCACAAGGCAUGUACAGCACAUAUAAGAUAGCAGUAAACAGAGUCACAUUAAAAAAGCCAAUAAUUAUUGAAGGCCAGUAAUACUUCAGAAUUAAAGUAAGUGUCACUUGAGAACCCUUCGUUUACAUCUUUGUCGUGGAAUGUGAAAUGGACUCCCACGUUGCAAAGGAAAACUAUGCUUUCCAGAGACCUUUAUCACCUGGGUUGACUGCACACAGUCUGACGAUGCUUGCCUGGACAUUGUUAGCCCUUCCCUUGUCAUGACGUCCACACAACUUCCAUCUGCCCAUCUCUGCUCCAGAAACUUGCGUCUUGCUAUCCAAACACUUCCCUGCUCUUGGUGCAGACCUGUUUCUUCUAAGUGACCUUUAAGCCACCUCCGCUAUUGCUCGAUUUCUUCAUAUCUCUCUCUAAUUUGUACAGCACUUACAUUGAGCCCAUUACAAAUUUAAGAAUUUUCGGAUUUAUUUAUCACACGUAAAACAACUACAGAAGUCAAAGAUCUGAAAUCGCAACAGCAGAUGCUGGAAAUACUUGGUGGAUUAGGCAGCAUCUAUGGAGAGAGAGAAAUAGUACAUGUUCUGAUAAAAGGUCAUCAUCCCAAAACAACUGUGGCUGCUGCCUAACCUACUGUUGGUUCAGGAAUAAGAUUGGGAUUUGCCAGCACAGUGAGAAUGGCUAUUUUAGUUCUAGAGCAUUUGAACAGUACAGGCCCUUCCUCUUGUCUCAGCCCGGGGAAGGGGCUUUUUCCUGUCUACACUAUCUGGACCCAUGAGCUAUGUCGACCUUUUAACCUAUUCUAGGGUCAAUCGAACUGCUCCCUCCAUUUUUCUUUCAUCCACUUGCCUAUCUGAGAGUCUUAAAUGUCCCUAAUAUAUCUUCCUCUACACAUCCACCACUCUGUAAAAAAAAAUAUAUAUAUAUAUUUUAAAAAAAGCAACAACUACCUCUGACAUUUCCCCUUUAAUUUCUUACAAUCACCUUAAAGUUCUGCUGACUUGGAUUAGCCACUGCUGCCCUGGCAAGAAGAGUUGGUUAUUCACUAUCAAUGCCUCAUCAUCCUGUACACCUCUCAUUUGCCUCUCCAAAGGGAAAAGCCCCAGCUUCCUCAACCUAUCAUCAUAAGACAUGCUCUGUAAUCCAGGCAGCAUCCUGGUAAAUCUCCUGUGCACCCUCUAUAAAGCUGUCACAUCCAUCCUGUAAUGAGGUGACCAGAACUGAACACAACACUUUAAGUGUGGUUGAACCAGGGUGUCAUAGAGCUGCAACAUUACCUCAUGCUUGUGAACUCAAUCUCCCAGCUAAUGAAGACCAACACACCACACUUCUUAGCCACCCUAUCGGCUUUGAGUGAUCUAUGGACUUGGAGGCUGUGACAAUCCAGAGGACACCCUCCCAAACACCUUGCCUUGCGAUUAGUGAGUCUAGUAUUACUACUCCACUGCAGAACCACCUCUUUUUAAUUUGUGUUUUAAGCCUGGCGAGUUUACACUCGAAAGUGAGGGUGUGUCUAUAGUAUUCUCCCGUGGAUGGUCAGUGGGACUGUUGGAUGCCCAUGCAUUGUAGAGACAGACUGGUUGAGUUUAAAAGCUGGGUUUUUUUUGAUUUUACUGUUCUAACCUUUUCUUCCUUAUGACCCUCAGUGUCUCCUGUACAUGGUUUUAUUCCACUUAUUUAUUCAGAUUAAUACAUUAUUAAUCUUUUCAUUACAUUAUUAAUAAAGAGGAAAGAGAAUCAAUUUUUUGUGUGUCACUG